Molecule: messenger RNA, 4344 nt
Organism: Carcharodon carcharias (great white shark)
Lineage: Eukaryota; Metazoa; Chordata; Chondrichthyes; Lamniformes; Lamnidae
Gene: rbm39a
Product: RNA binding motif protein 39a
Exons: 18
Coding region: 577-2169 (530 amino acids)
Biological process (GO): mRNA processing
Cellular component (GO): nucleus
Molecular function (GO): RNA binding
Source: RefSeq, a predicted model, not a curated record
GAACCGGCGCCAUUUUGUUGUGGCUUUGAGCGGUCGAGGUCGGUUGUUUGUUCAUGUGUCCGUGAGAGGAAAAGAAAGUACACGUACACACAUAAGCACCUGUACAGAAUAUAUUUAACUCAACGUCGAUUUACUUAAACAAAAAUAUUUUUAAAAACUUCUUUGCCUCGCAGAUCCGUUUUUGAAAUAUAAACAUAUAUAUAUAUCUAAAAAGCGUGAGCGAGGCCUAAGGGCGGAAGACGAUCCGGAGCAGCAAGGCCUGCAAACCAGUGGUUGAAAGGAAAAGAAUCAGCAUUAGGGCCGAGGAGAAAGGCUUCCAACGUUCAGAUUCGACCGGAUUCGCACAUUGUUUCAUUUUAAGAUUCUCCUGUGUUGAAAAAGGAGGACUGAUUUUCUACGGACUGCUAACAAACCCCUCAAAAAUCUACAAUAUUAUAUGUCCCUAUAUUUGAAGGAUGGAGCCCUAAUUGUUGCUACGCCUUCACUGCAAAAUCUGUGACAGUACAAAUUCUAUAACCAUCAAAUUUUAUGAAAAUUUCUCUGUGCAAUUUAUAACCUAGGUGGCAAUCAGAAAAGAUGGCAGAUGACUUGGAUAUUGAAGCAAUGCUCGAGGCACCUUACAGGAAGGAGGAUGAGAACAAGUCGAGCAAAGCCAAUGGACAAGAGGAGCGUAGUAAAAAGAAAAAGAAGAGCCGAAGUCGCAGUCACAGUCGUGAAAGGAAGAGAAGCAGAAGCAAAGAGCGCAGGCGCAGCAAAGAGCGAGACAGGAGGAGAAGCAGGAGCAGAGAGAGAAAGAGCAGCAAGAGUAGAGAACAUCGUCGCAGCCGAAGCAAGGACCGCCGGAGGGUAGAAAGAGGCCGCUAUAGGAGCCCAUUUUCUGGUCCAAAAUUCAGCAGUGGUAGCAGCAGCAGAGGGAAGAUUGGCAUGCAACCCGGUAUCAAAAUAAGUCGAAGGCGUUCUCGAAGCAGAAGCCCGCAUAAAAAGGAUAAAAGCCCAAUAAGGGAGCCAAUUGAUAACAUUUCACCCGAAGAAAGAGAUGCCCGAACAGUAUUCUGUAUGCAGCUUGCAGCACGGAUUCGACCGAGAGACUUGGAGGAAUUCUUUUCAUCGGUGGGAAAGGUUCGAGAUGUAAGAAUGAUAUCAGACAGGAACUCGAGACGUUCAAAAGGAAUUGCUUAUGUGGAGUUUGUUGAUGUGAGCUCUGUUCCACUCGCAAUAGGUUUGACUGGACAGAAGCUCUUGGGUGUGCCAAUUAUUGUUCAGGCUUCACAGGCUGAGAAGAACCGAGCUGCAGCCCUGGCUAACAACCUUCAGAAAGGCACUGCAGGACCAAUGAGGCUAUAUGUAGGAUCUUUGCACUUCAAUAUCACUGAAGAAAUGCUGAGAGGAAUUUUUGAGCCCUUUGGGAGAAUUGAAAACAUACAACUGAUGAUGGAUAGUGAAACGGGGCGUUCAAAGGGCUAUGGAUUCAUAACAUUUUCUGAUGCUGAGUGUGCAAAGAAGGCUCUGGAACAGCUGAAUGGCUUUGAACUUGCUGGUAGACCAAUGAAGGUUGGCCAUGUUACGGAACGGUCAGAUUCAUCCAAUGCCAGCUCAUUCCUAGACAGCGAUGAGCUGGAGAGGACCGGUAUUGAUCUUGGAACAACAGGACGCCUACAGUUGAUGGCUAGGCUCGCAGAAGGAACGGGAUUGCAAAUUCCCCCAGCAGCACAGCAAGCAUUGCAGAUGAGUGGCAAUAUUUCACUGGGCGCCAUGGCAGCGGUAACAGAUUUGCAAGCAAGAAUUAUCCAACAGACUGAAGCGCUGAAUCCCCCUGUGACUGUAAAUACCCCACCGAUAGCAACGCAGUGUUUCCAGCUCUCCAAUAUGUUUAACCCACAGUCGGAAGAUGAUCCAGCCUGGGACCAAGAAAUUCGAGAUGAUGUAAUUGAAGAAUGCAACAAACAUGGAGGAGUAAUUCACAUAUUUGUGGACAAAAAUUCGCCCCAGGGAAACGUCUAUGUGAAGUGUCCGACUAUUGCUGCUGCAGCUGCUGCUGUUGGUGCAUUGCAUGGAAGAUGGUUUGCUGGAAAAAUGAUCACUGCUGCCUAUGUGCCACUUCCAACCUACCACAACCUCUUCCCAGAUUCAAUGACAACUACCCAGCUGCUGACUCCAGCAAGACGAUAGGAGGUGCAAGGAAACUGAAUUUCCAUCUAAUUUGGAGGAAUGGACAAUUAUAUAGUGGUCACCUGUACAGAUGAUGCAAGUGAAAAGUACUGGGGGAAACUCGUACAACUCCCAAUGAACUUAUGACAAAUGUUUUUUUCAAUCUUGCCGAGCCCUAGUGGAAGGAAAUAAAAUGGCAGAAGUAGAUUUACACAAACGCCCUCAGGCUGUUUUAUUUUGAUUUUUGGUGCAGUGUACUACACUUCGAUGUCACAGCAUUGAUGAUCUGAUCAGCAAAAAGCCUACGAAUAUUGAAAGACAGUUUUAUUUGGGGCUUUGAAGUUAAGUUAUUUUUGUGGUGUCUGUAAUAAGACUACUGCAGUCAAGUGGACUCCAUAGAAAUAGCACUGCACUCUUUUUACCCAUUUUAAGUUACAUGUUUAGUUAAUUGAUUUUGGUGUUCUUCUGAUCAGACUUGGCAGAUGAGCCUAUUAAAUUUUUUAAAAAUAUCAGUUCAUAAACAUUUUGUGAAAAUACUAUUGCAUCUAAGUGCGGUAUUGGAAAAGGUAAUCUUCAAAGACAUAGGUUGCAGCUCUUGUGAAUUAAAGGCUGCACAGUUAAUACUCGGAGUACUGACCAUUCACUGCAUUUAUUCUGCUAACUGUGUGGCGUCCCAGUUGAUUCAGCAAGAUGAGGGUUAGUGGCCCUCUUGAAACAAUCUAUGAGGCAAGUUAAAUGGAAUGUUGAAGUGAGUUUACAUAGAAUCCAGAAAAGAGGCCCAAUUAAGCUUCUUUAGUCUAACUGGAAAAGUGGCCCUCUCUGUGGCUACAGAUUUGUUUUUGAUUGUUGUUGGUGAUUCAUAUUGCCAACCAUUUUAGGCUGAUGUAUUGAUAGCCUGGAGUUCAAACAUGACGCAGUUUACACUGAUAUCCAGAAGUUUGGAUAGUAUCAGUUGGAAAUAUACUGGGGAUAUAUUCAGAUUUUAAUUUACGUGAGGAGUGUACAAUGGGCGAAAUUUCAGCCAGUUUCCAUUCCAUGUUCAUAAUUGAUAACUGGAGUGGUUUUCUAUACCAGACUCAGCCUCAGCCUGUCUAAUAUUAGAAACGUGAUUACACCUAGUUCUAGAAAGCGUUAAAACUAGGUUUGGCUAGCAUUCUUAUGACCAAAGUUCUGGGUUUUCAUUAUAUAAAAGUUAAUUUGCAAAGAAACGGAGUUUAAAUAGCCUUUGUGUACAGUUGGUCUUUAGGCAACAGUUUAAGAUUAAAGCUAUUGUAUAUACAGUUGGCCUUAUUUGGUCCUUUCUCAGUGGUGACCUUCACCCCCCUCAUGAGCUUUUCUUAUGUAAAUACAGUUAUAACAGUGAUGUGCUAUCCUUGUGCUUCCAUAGGAUCGAGGCCAGACAAACUUAAUCUUACCUUAAAAUACCUAAACUUGUGGUUGAAUAAAGAAGGGGGAGAUGGGGGGUGUGGUGGAGGGGCGAGAAAUAAAGCCAAGAAUUAACAGAGUGGGAAAUGAAACACUGCAAUAUUGCUGAAUCGGGAAGGAAGCUACAAACAACUACAAACCUCAUUAGUCAGGCUUCCCUGACUCAAAGCAAGAAGUAUUACUAUCCACCGUUUGUAAUUGAUGAAGGAGAUCAAGGUGCAGUUAAUAUUGGUGGUGAUGUCAGUUCACAAGGCUUGACUAUGGGCAGGCUUAAAUUGUAGUUUGAAGUUAUUUUUUCCUUAUUGCAAGUUUCGUUUUUUUUUAAACCAUUGUCAAGAGAGCCAAAUAUAAUUUUCAGUGCACCUUCUAUUGGAUAUUAAUUACAGGUAAGCAUAGUCUUUCUGUAAUUUAAUUUCAUGUGCUUAGAAUAACCCAAGGCCAGUUUAAAGGAAUUUUGGUUCUCACUGCCUUUAUAUUGUAGAAAACCUUCAGGAAAAACAUUGGAAAAGUUCAUAAAGAUUUCUUUGUAAAUGCACAAUCUAAGAAAUUAAGAUGAAAAGGGUAAUAAUAAUUUUGUCUGGCCAUGCGUGGUGUCUUUUGCUGUUUUUUUUUUAAGCUCUAUGAGCUCCGGAGUGUAAACAUUACCUUUUUUUCCCUUCUCUAGUGUGAUUUAAAAGCAGCCUGGUAUUUCUAUUCCAAAGUAAGGAUUUUGUAAUUGGUAUAAAUUUUGUAUAAAAAAUGCAAAAUCACUCAAUAAAUAAGAGAAAAACA